AAACCAGGCGCGGUGUGAUUAGAUAUUCGGCGGCGUUUUGCAAUCCAACGAACGGGACGAGAGAGAGAGAGAGAGAGAGCGCUUUGUAUGAGCUUGCUCUGUAGGCAAGGCCACCGCUAUUUUGUCCUCAGCUACGAUGCAGUAGAACCCUAGUUUUGGAUGUUGUGUAAUAAGGGUUCUUUGUUUUCUUUGAGCCGAAGCAUUGGCAAUCACUGCACCGUCAUGGGCCUCGAGGAUAAAGUUAAGUUCUUUGUCGACCUCGCCGCUUAAUUUUAUCUGGGUUUUGCAUUUUACGGAGAGUUUUCCGAUCAAUUUUGUUGAAUUCUCACCGGAGAUAUACUGUUUCGUCAGUCCUUAAUCAACAUUUCGGGGUUUGGACUUUAGGGUUAAUUAGUAUUUGCUGAAUUAGUCAGAAAUAAGAUGGCGAGAGAAGCUAAUAACACUGUGUUUCUCGAACAAUGGUUGAAGGGUAUGAGCGGUAGUGUUGAUGGAACUUUGGUGAAGCAAAAUCCUGGUCCUCCUGCGAGAUCAAUCAUUCAAGCUUGGUCUGAACUUCGUGAAUCUUUCCAAACCCAGAAGUUCGAUUCACGCCAUUUUCAAGCUUUGACAACUCUAGUUAAUUACGAGGCCACAAUCCAUGUCGCAGACCCGCAAGCGAGGCUUCUCAUUUCCAUCCUAGGGUCACAGGAUGUUUCUCUUCCGUCUGAUUCUUAUCCACUUUUUGUCAGGUUGCUCUACAUCUGGAUCAGGAAAUCAUUUCGACCAUCUUUGACUCUUGUUGGUUCGUCACUUCAGGUCGUUCAUGACGUUUUUUGCGAUAGACGGAAACUCAGUCCGUCGUUAGUAGCUCAGGGUGUUCUGAUCUCUGGUGCAUUUACAUGUGUUCCCUCUCUGUCGGGAGACUUGAAAUCGUCUUGCUUAGAGUUUCUGUGCAGGCUUUUGGAAGAAGAGUACCAACUGAUAGGAUCUCAAGAAGAGCUUGUUCAUGCCGUACUUGCAGGAAUUGGGUAUGCUUUAUCUUCUUCUUCUUCAGAUGGUCAUUACGUGCGACUAUUGGAUUUCUUGUUUGGUAUUUGGGACAAGAAAGGUGGUCCUCGUGGCAGUGUCAGUCAUGGGUUGAUGAUCCUUCAUUUGGUCGAGUGGGUUAUAUCAGGUUUCAUCAGAUCUAAUUCGGUUGAAAAGAUUAUGCUUUUUAUUAAAGAGGUACUAGAGAUUUCCAAGGUAAGCCAUUCUGCUUUUGCUGUCCUCAUGGCAUCAGCUGGAGCACUGAGAGCUUCCACCAGGGGGUUUAGUGGUGGUGCCCAGAGUUUUGACAUUAUCUCUAAACUCAGAGAUUCAGCAGAAAAACGUAUAGAAGUUGUAGCUAAACUUCUAGUUUCUACUGGUGAUAGCCUACUUAGUGAUAUCCGGAGAAACUCUGGAGAAGUUCUCCUAUUGAAGUGUUGUGCAAUAGCGUUGGCUCGAUCUGGUUCUGUUUCUUCCUCUGCCCCUUUGCUUUUAUGCCUUGUUUCUGCAUUGUUAACUCAGGUGUUUCCUUUAGGCCAGAUAUAUGAAUCUGUUCACAGUGCUUUUGGUAAAGAUCCAACUGGACCAAGACUCAUUUGGGUCAGUGAGCAUCUGUCUGAUGUUCUUUUCAAGGAGUCAGGGGCCAUAACCGGUGCUUUCUGCAAUCAAUACGUGUCAGCGAGUGAAGAGAACAAAUCCCUUGUGGAGAAUAUGAUGUGGGAUUUUUGUCUAAAUCUCUACUCGCAGCACCGCCAAGCUGCUUUGUUGCUUCGUGGUAUAGAAGAUAAGCUGCUCGGGGAUGUAGAGAAAGUUGCAGAAUCAUCUUUCCUUAUGGUUGUUGUCUUUGCACUGGCUGUUACAAAACAAUGGUUAAACCCUGUAGUAUCUGAAGAAAGAAAGAUGGAAACAUCAGUCAAGAUAUUAGUUUCAUUCUCGUGCGUAGAAUAUUUUAGGCAUAUACGUUUACCCGAAUACAUGGAGACAAUUAGAGAGGUGAUCGUAAGUGUCCAGGAGAAUGACACUGCAUGUAUCUCCUUUGUAGAGUCUGUGCCUUCCUACCGUAGUUUGACAAAUCCAAAAGAUUCCUUAAUGCAGAGGAUAGAAUACACGUGGUCAAGGGAUGAUGUGCAAACAGCUCGUAUAUUGUUUUAUCUUCGAGUUAUUCCAACUUGCAUUGGACGGUUACCGAGUUCUAUCUUCAGAAGAGUGGUUGCAGCCACCUUGUUUCUAUAUCUGGGACACCCUAACCGGAAACUCGCAAGAGCAUCUCAUUCGUUGUUUGUGGCAUUUAUCUCCUCGGGGAAGGAAACCGAGGAGGAUGAAAGGAUCCAACUCAAAGAGCAACUUGUUUUCUAUUACAUGCAAAGAUCUUUGGAGGUUUUUCCCGGGAUCACACCCUUUGAAGGUAUGGCUUCCGGUGUUGCAGCCUUAGUUCGGCAUCUACCUGCCGGAAGUCCUGCCAUAUUUUAUUCCGUGAACUGCCUCGUCGAGAAGGCAUCUGAACUUUGUUGUGAAACACAAAACCCGGACAAUGCUGAACAAGAAAACCCGCAAGGAAAGAAGUCCGAUCCUUGUAAUCAGAUCCUCGAGUUGCUUGUGAGACUUGUUUCUCUGGUUGAUAUACAAGUUUUGCCGGAACUGAUGAAGUCAUUGGCACAACUGACUAUCAAACUGCCGAAAGAAAUACAGGACAUGGUUCUUGAUGAACUAUACGGACAAGUAGCUGAAUCUGACGAUGUUAUCCGCAAACCUGCUCUAGUCUCGUGGCUGCAAUCGCUGAACUACAUUUGUUCUAACAAGACUGUGGAAUCCGAAACGAAUCCAAGACAUGGAAAUUCAGCCUCUGGAGGAACAAUGGAGACUUCGAACAGCCAGUUGAAUUCUAGACUAUAGGAUCUCUCUCAUUGGCAGGUAUUGUACAAACCUUAAAAAUUCAUAUUCCAUACCAAGUUUGUUCAUGAAAUUGAGCAAAAACAAUUAUGUAUGAAAUAAAGCGUCGAUCUUUCUUGAUACC
Molecule: messenger RNA, 3019 nt
Organism: Tarenaya hassleriana
Lineage: Eukaryota; Viridiplantae; Streptophyta; Magnoliopsida; Brassicales; Cleomaceae
Exons: 6
Coding region: 421-2898 (825 amino acids)
Source: RefSeq, a predicted model, not a curated record